CCAAUCAGCUUAGAGCCUGCUCUAUACGCACACUGUUGAAAUGACCUUAUAGCAGAUAGCUGUAAAAGGUUCGACGAGUGCCUAUAACUUUGCCCACCACCACGCUGAACAUCUUUACACAGGAGCACUCUAAUAGUGACACUUCGUCAUAUUUAUCCACCCCAAGCCAAAGAGACCAGGCAACGGUUUGCGCAAAUGAUAAAAGGAGUGAAUCGACCUUCCAUUUUCUACGACCUAGUAGGCCUGGCACAUUCUGGCGUCGUCAACGUUGGGCGUGAGAGCGACUCUACCAUUCGUCUUGACUGUCCGGAAGUGCCCUUCCUGUUGUCACGCAAGCAUGCUAAGAUUGUAGUUCAGCCAGACGGCGGGUUGGUAUUGCGCGACUUGAACUCCACAAACGGCACAUACAUCGCGCGUGAAGGGGAAUUCUUGAGGCGUCUACGGCCAGAUGAGACGUGGGAGCUGCGGCGUGGCGACCUGAUUGGCUUCGGUGGUCCCGAGACCAUCGUAGCGCGGAGCGAGACCCCAGACAUUACAGUCGCCAACCCAUUCCUGUUCCGCUACACUCCCCUGGAUGAUGACUCGGAUAGCGCCAACAACUCUUCUGAACCGCAUGCGUUGGUGACCCUUGGUGCCCAGGCACGGUCCCGGAAGUUCAGCGAAAUAGACGAGCGGGGCCAGCAGGAGGACAUGGACUGCGAGGAGGCUUCGACCAGCUCGCCGGAAAAGGAGAGCAAGAAGCCAAAGACGACGAUCAGCGCCAAGGACGUCGCCGUGCUGCUCUCCAACCACCUCACGUGCUCCAUCUGCCACGACUGGCUGGCUGGGGCUCAUGCGCUUACCUGUGGCCACAUGUUCUGCGGGAUUUGCCUCGCAAGCUGGCUAACGCAGAAACAAUCCUGCCCGGAGUGCCGCAAGCCGAGCGCAGGCAUCCCUGUCCGGUGCCGCAACGUCGACAACUCAAUAUCAGAUAUCCUCAGCCACAACCUGGUGUCGCCCAACUCAAAGCGGGAGCGCCGCAGGAAGCAGCUAGCAUGGGAGGAGGUUGGAGAAAGCGUGCUCGAGAGCUGGGCGACAGCAUUGCAGCAACGGCGGCAGCAGGCUGUCAACACGGCGGCCCAGCACCUGUCAAACCUGACGGGCCAGCCAGUAGCGCAAGCAGCUCCGAACCCAGUGGUCCAUGCGCCAGGAGCCGUCCAACAAUUCCGAGCAAGCGAGCACGGCGGACUGGGGCUAAACACUCGGCGAGCAAACCAGGGUGGCGCGCCCGUGAACCGGCAAGGGCGGUGAUCAUGCUUCUAGCAACGUACGGAUUGAAUGAUGGGUGUGUGAAGCUUGUAGUCUGCGCUAGCCAUGGCUGCUUAUAACUUGCAUCGACAUUGUCAGCUUUUUGCGUCGGCUGGCGUAUAGGUGUAAAUGACAAUGCAGGAGGUAUGAAGAAGCAUUCUUGACACAUUUAAUUAUCGUACAUACUGUAGCACCCUGACAAUAUUACAUUUGCUCACUUGAUGACGUGCGUGAUGUGACGUGUUUGAAAUACCAGGUUAGAGUGCACAGGCUCUCCCGACUAGUCCCCUGAGCAAGGCCCUUUGCCAAAUGCCCACGCCCAACAUGCUGCACUGGGCCAAAACCAGCCGGCGUGCGGCAUGUAAAAAGCCUGUCCGUCACACCGUGUGCGACGUAUAGAUCCUCAUAAUGGAAGACGACCAACAAUUUAUGUAAAACCCGCCAUGACACACCCGUCUCACCAGGCUAUCUGCAACCCUUGUGACUUCGCCACCACCUAAGGCCAACGUGCCAAAGCUACUUGUUAUCCUUCACCCCUCAGCAUCCCAACGGCCAUCCCGGAGUUAUUAGUACUUGUUGAUGCCAAAGAAGCGAACCUUGUGUAGUGCUGGCAGCUUAGCAAUAAGGAGCACCACAACCACUGCGAGGUUGAGACCCAGUGGCUGCUUCCGGAAGUCCGUUCCGUGCGUUGCCAGGACGAAUAGUGCGAGCGGGACCACAGUGAAGAUUUUGCGGUUGCGUGUCCCAUAGGCUCCGUUGUCCACCUGCUCCCAGAAGGUCAGCGCCUCGUACUUCCCCUGGUCCUCUGGGUUUGGAGAACCCUUUAUCCAGUGUAGGAGGUAAUACGUUGCCACGCCAUGUACGAGGUGAACAUACGUCCACGCCAAGCCAGCGUCGUCUAUCAGCGCGGAAAGCCCCAACCAGCCUAGCACGAUGAGCGCCAGAUACCACGUCCAGACGCUUGGGUAGUUAAGCCAGUUUGUGUUCUUGUUCACGUCCACCUCUGAGACUGUCCUUUUAACAGGCAUGGGUCCUACACUCUAGGCGUGGGAGCUGAAGGAACCCACAAACGCCGACAGUAUUUGAUCAAGUAUAAGUGCUAGAUAUAAAAAAACAGAUACAGUGCUAACAGUUCUUAGCAAAAGCGUUUUCGUGUAGGAAAUCGGCUUUAUGGGUGUUGUAAACUAGGGAACUGUACAGAAGUUGCCCAGGAGCAAUUAUUGGCACUGUAUGCAAUACACUUUGAAGUGCAUAUAUGGUGCUUCUGAUCAAGUAACACGCGGCAAUUGCCGUGCAUCCUAAAGCACUGGCGGGCAGGCAUGAUACUUCAGCCGUAACUUACGGAAGUUUGUGGGUCCCAUUUGCGGACCUUUGUGUCUACACAUUCGGUUUAACAUAGUGCCUCGAAGAACAAUCCCAAACAACUGCGAGGAGCUCGCGUAUGAGCCGGCAUCCCGUAAUUGAUAGCAACACAAGUUUCUCCACAUGAAUAGCAAUAAUACCUCUGCAUGUCCACAGCGCAAGGAGAGCGCAGGCUGCGCUUAGCGGCCACUCGGUCUCUGCUGUAUUCGCUGCCGGCGAACGAGCUGUUCGAGCUGCCUGGACGCCCGCAUGUCGUGUACCAGCUGCGCACGUAUUCAAACACCGGUAACGCGGAGGAGGCGGCGCAGCAAGCCCGCGACGACUCACCUUUCCUCUUUAAAGCGUUUGAGACGGGGCAAAUUGGACCCAAGCGCCUUGCGCGCAUGCACGGCGACAAGCCGCGCGUAGCUACUAUCCACGAGUACCUGGACUGGACGGUUACCGCGCAAGCUGCCGAGGGAGAUGAUGAGCUGGACUUUGGCGGUUUUCGGGUGCUGGUAAUCCUUCCGCGUUACCGAAGCGGAUGGCCGCCACCGGAUGGAGACGUUACUGCUGUGGACGAGCCGACCAAACGCCCCGGCAUUGGGCCACCUAAGGCCCCAAUGCCCGCACUGCAGACGCAUGGGAGGCCGGUCACGGCCGCGACAAUCCGAUCUGGUCCAGGCUACCUUGAAAUCCCCUUCGUAGCUACCCACGAAAACAAGCGUGGACGGGGGUACUGCAGGUGCCUAGUGGAGGCCAUUGAGGAGGUCGCACGCUUCCUCGGCCUUAAGAAGCUCAUGCUGUGCAGCACCAACGACGCAUCCGUCCAGAGCACCUGGCAGCACCUGGGCUUUGAGUAUGCGUCCGACGCGCAGAUGGAGGACUGGGAUAUCCUGCACACGGACCUAGUCUACCUUCAGAACACAACCCAAAUGCAUAAGGAUGUGCCGCCGCCCCGCCGCUUUAAGCCCGUUGUGAUAAAGCACGAGGAGUUUAAGCAGCGCUCUUACGCGUUUGUGGGCCAAAAGCGACCGCAGCGGCCUUUUGGAGGCCUGCCCGGUGCACACCCGGCGUCGAGGCAGCGGCUCAGGCGCAGCGAAAGCCGGCGUAGCGAGAGCCGACGCAGUGAAAGCCGGCGCAGCGAAAGCACGAGCAGGGACGAGUCGCUAUCUAUGGCUGCUCGGGAGGAGGCUGCUGGUGUAGCGCUGAGCGGCGGGGGGGCGAUUAGCGUUGGGGGUGCUGCAGCGGUCAGCGGUGGGGGCGCUUACAGUGGUAUUGCACGAUCGCUGCACUUGCAAUCCUCACCCACUGUUGGCAGUGUACACGGGACAACGCCAACGCCCUUCGCUGGAGCCCUAGCAGCGGCGCAGCAUGCAGAAGGGAACCUGCACGGUGAUCGGCUGGUCGCGGACGCAGCGGCCGACGAGACUACACCCGGCGGCGGGCCGCCCACACCGCAGCCCGCAGACGGCGGCCCUCUGAGGCCGCUGCAAGCGAAUGCGACUAUUGACGCUCCGAGCGCCUCGCAGACAGAUCUGGCGCAGCCAGGCAGCGUCUCGGCGGAUGGGCAAGGCCAGGGGCCAACGCAGGCUGACCUAGAGCGGCAGUUGGCCGGGGAGGCUCCGCCGCGGAUGGCUUGGGGCGCUGCUGACGUUAGCCUGGUGGCACGGGGGUUAGUGGCAGCAGCCAGCGUGUCGAUUGAUGGGCCGUCGCAAGGAGUGGACGGCGUGUUGUUUCCCUGGCUGCACACGCACCCUCAGGGAGCCCCUCUCGAGCAGCUGGCCCUCCAGCAGGGUCCUGGGCUGCUGCCAGAGGGCAUGCAGGUGGGGCACAUGGGAGCACAGUCUUCCCUGCUGCAGCCCGGCAUGCAGGCCGGGUUGGCCCCAGAGGGGCUGUUGGGGGCGGGGCUGGAGCCAGGGGUUACGCUUCCGGGGCUCCCGGGCGUGCAGCUGGUGCCGCAGCUGUCGCUUGAGUCUCAGCAGGGAGCCGUCGCGGGCUUACUGCCGUCCCACUCACUGGCGUCUGGGGUAUCGGGGUUGCCUCCUGAGGGCGCCGGGUAGGGAGGUUUGCGUAGAAUGUGGUCUUGGUGUAGUGCAUCUAAGGACUGUCGGAUACUCAGUUGUAGAUGGUAUAUCCACUCGUAGUGGUGUUAAGGAGUGCAGAUUACGCGUCCUUGCUCGAUGGUGAUGUGUAUAGGCCUGGCUAAGGACGACCGUGCUAGAUGCGUCGUAUUUGACUUUUUGUUUACCGGUUUGGUGGGUAUCGGCCAAGGCGCUGUUGCCUUUUUUCCAGGCCAAGACAGGUAUCCUUUACCCAACAUGUUAGUUGCAGGUGACGAUUGCCAAGAUAGGAGGUCCUGCUGAGUAGCUAGCGCAGGGGUGGCGAUCACAGUACAAAUGCGUUGAGCGUCGCGGGUAGCGUGCUAUGUGUAUAGUUUAAACGCUACGUUGUUUCAUUCAUAAGGUGGCAUGGGAAUUAAUAACAACAACUUCGGUUGCAGCACUAACUGUAGAGGUAGCUAUGCAUCGUCCAUGCCUACCGUGCGCGCGUACAUUCCGCACGAUUGCCUUCAACGUACGUUUGGUGUUUGGCAUGUUUGUAGCAUGUAACAUUGUACUCGCAUGUCUUAUGCCACGCAUGUUAAGGACGUUCUCCGGCCAACUUUGGGGAUGCAUACAACGAGCAUCGAACGUGUCUAUUUGGUCACGAAAUACCGGUACAUGGGUUCAGGGCCACAUGAUGGGGGGGCAUAGAGAUGGAGGGCCACGCACACGUAACCGCCAACAACUGGUUCGCCCGCAGCCUUUGCCUUAAGGAGCGCUAAACGAGGCAUUUGUCGCAGCCCGCGAGUUCCCCCUACAAACGAGAGGGCCAGCGAUGGAAGCCUUAAC
Messenger RNA from Astrephomene gubernaculifera, 5522 nucleotides. NCBI's taxonomy places the organism in Eukaryota, Viridiplantae, Chlorophyta, Chlorophyceae, Chlamydomonadales, Astrephomenaceae. The record is from the annotation of a GenBank genome assembly.